AUGGCAAAAUUUGUAAGGGUUUGUGAAGAUGAUAGGUGGACCGGACGCAUGCAUGACUUGAGACUUGAUCAUAGUCACCACGUUGGCCAAACUGGUGGCGAGGGCAGAACCGAUACUGCUGCAGCCCUCGCGUAUCAUUCGACCUCCGCGCACCGCAGUCUAGGCACCAACGCCCUGUACUGUAAACGCGUCCGGGAGCCCGACUCUCGUAGCGACUCGACGAACAGGAUAAGUUAA
Messenger RNA from Parnassius apollo (apollo), 237 nucleotides. The record is from the annotation of a GenBank genome assembly. Lineage: Eukaryota; Metazoa; Arthropoda; Insecta; Lepidoptera; Papilionidae.